Messenger RNA from Saprolegnia diclina VS20, 2495 nucleotides. RefSeq lists its product as hypothetical. Gene Ontology annotation, molecular function: phosphatidylinositol kinase activity. The record is from RefSeq and is a predicted model, not a curated record. Gene Ontology annotation, biological process: phosphatidylinositol metabolic process. Bases 134 to 2374 code for a protein of 746 amino acids. The transcript is spliced from 7 exons. NCBI's taxonomy places the organism in Eukaryota, Oomycota, Saprolegniomycetes, Saprolegniales, Saprolegniaceae.
CCCAGUGGCAAGGUCGGGUCGUUUCACUUAGAAAGGCAGCGUUACCUCGUCCGGUCCGUUCCUGGAACGCGGUCUCGGAUUCUGGCAUCUCCGACGAGUCGGCGCGUCCUGGCCUUAUUCAGACUCUAGCUGCAUGGCCGACGAACGCGGGCCGGUCUGCCCUGGGAACGGCCUCCUCAUGGCCGUCUCGGUCAUGUCGCUCGCCGGCUGCGUCUACGUCAUGGCCACGUACCUCUACGUGCCUGCGCUGCGGCAGCACCCGGCCGGCAUCAUGUUUGGCAUGAGCGUCUACGGCGCCUUCUAUCAGUUCUUGUACCUUAUCGAAGCGUCGGGCGGCGCGACCGAGUGCCACUCGACGCCGUUCGUCGUCGACCUCGCGCUCACGGGCCAGGAAACGUACAUGCUCAUCUUCGCGAUCGACCUCCUCCUCGCGCUCAAGAACCCGUUCACGACCUCGAAAGGUCAAAUGACCCACUACCACAUCGCGGGCUGCCUCGGAAGCAUCGUGUUUGCCCUUGUCUCGCGCAUCGACUCGUACGACGCGCUCUUUGGCUUUUGCUGGAUGGACACGACGUCGGCGCGCCUCGCGUGGCCGCUGAGCCAGCGCCGGGCCGCGCCCGCGGGCAUUUUCUUUGCCUUGUACAUCCUCGUUAUCUACUCGAUCUCGCUCUACGCGAUUCUACGGACGUGGAAUACCCUCUUGAAAGGCCUCCCGGAUACGUUCAUGACGCGCAAACGGAUCCACCGCCAUCUCAAGUACUAUGUGGGCUGCUUUGUGUUUUACUGGACCGGCGUUCUCGUGACAUAUGCGGUCUACACGUUCAUUCCGUACAGCUCCCAGUACAAGUGCCAAGCGUGGCAGUUCCUCUCGUCCGUGCUCUUGUCCAAAGGCAUGGUCAACUCGGUCAUUUGGACGCGGACGUCGAACAUUCUCAAGAUCAUAUCGCAGCUGCGUGAAUUUGGGUACGUCGAUCUGCCGCCGCACGACAACAGCAUCAACUGGGCGCUGCGGCUCGAAAUCCUCACGUUCACGACGCGGGGCAUCUGCGAAUCGAUCGCGCGCGCCGAGGUCCAAGCCAUCGAAGGCAUUGGCACCGACCGGCACAUCAAGUACACGCAGAUUGAAGAGAUCGUCUUGCGGCAAGAGGAGUCCAACACAGUCAUCUUUUACGACUACGCCCCGCACAUCUUUCGGUACCUGCGGAGCAUUGCGCACGUCUCGAACGCGAGCUACCGCGACGCGUUGAAAGAGACGACCCAGGAGCGCGUGAGCGAAGGCAAGUCGGGUGCCUUCUUCUACUUUACUCAAGACCGCAAGUACCUCGUCAAGACCCUCACACACGAAGAGCUCAAGUUUCUCUUGUUGAUUUUGCCCAAAUACGUCACGUUUAUGGCCGCACACCCCGACACGUUUGUCACCAAGUUUGUCGGCUGCCACGCACUGACCAUGUAUGGCAAGACCGUCUUCUUCAUCGUCAUGCAAAGCGUCUUUGACACGCCGCUCCAGAUCCACGAGCGCUUUGAUCUCAAGGGGUCGUGGGUCGGCCGGCUCGAAGGCCGCAAGACGCGCGGCACCACGGUCAUCUGCAAGUACUGUGCCAAGGAGUAUGUGAUUGGCGGCACACACGACCAAAUGUGCGACCUCAACGGCGGCAAUGUCCGCCACGCGUACGACAAUGUCGGGAAGGACCUCAACUGGAACCACCACAUGAAGCUGCCGCGGCACAUUGCGCGACGCGUCGCCAAGCAGCUCCAAGUGGACUCGCAUUUUCUGCAAGAAAUCAACUGCAUCGACUACAGCCUCCUCGUCGGCAUCCACCACCGGUCGUUCCGUGUCGACGCGCCGCCGUCGGACGCGACGUCACCCGACGACCGGCCGUUCCACCAAGCCAAUGCCGGUGGGAUGAGCGUCGAAGAAGUCUACGGACCCGGUGUCUACUUUAUGGGCCUCAUCGACAUUUUACAGCAGUGGAAUUUGCGAAAGCGCGUCGAACACUUUGUGCGAGUCUACGUCCUCCAGCAAGACCGCCAUGGCAUCUCGGUCGUCAAGCCCGCCAGCUACAUGGACCGGUUCCAGCGCCGCGUCGUCAAGGAACUUAUCUUUGAUGUACACGGCGAGAACGCCGAGCUCCACGACGCCCUCUCGACCGAGGACCACCGGCCGUCCUUUGCGUCGUCGUCGUCGUCCGUCAGCAGCCGACGACCCGUGUACCCGGCCAACGACACGUUUCUCUCGGUCGACCCCGUGACGCCCCGGUCGUCGAUGAAUUUGUUUGCGAGUCGCCCGCCAAUGACCGACGAGCAGCCCACGACGGAGCUCAGCCCGCAGCCGCCGUAUCAACCCAUGAUGAACACGCCCCAGAGCCUCGUCUAGGAACUUCACUAUGUAGCCCGUAGUAUCUUGUAAUAUCGGAAGCGAUCGAAGCUACUUCGAGGGCUUCUUGGCGCGACGCUGCCGGAGCUCUUCGGGCAGGUGCUUGGCCAUGAGCUCCUUC